Messenger RNA from Dendroctonus ponderosae (mountain pine beetle), 512 nucleotides. Its product is annotated as cytoplasmic aconitate hydratase-like. Gene Ontology annotation, cellular component: mitochondrion; cytosol. Gene Ontology annotation, molecular function: aconitate hydratase activity; 4 iron, 4 sulfur cluster binding. The record is from RefSeq and is a predicted model, not a curated record. Lineage: Eukaryota; Metazoa; Arthropoda; Insecta; Coleoptera; Curculionidae. Gene Ontology annotation, biological process: citrate metabolic process; tricarboxylic acid cycle.
AAUAUCAUAAUAAAUAGUUAAUUCAAUAUUUAGGUAAAUUAUACCCAUGGUCGAACGAGUCGACUUACAUAAAGGAACCACCAUUUUUUGCCGGAAUGACCCGAGAACUGCCCCGCAUCCAGGCUUUGGUCGGAGCGAAAGUGUUGCUUUUCCUGGGAGAUUCCGUCACUACCGACCAUAUCAGUCCGGCCGGGUCAAUUGGCAGAACCAGCCCGGCUGCCAGGUUCUUGGCUUUGAGAGGCUUAACGCCUCGCGAGUUCAACUCGUAUGGGUCCCGAAGAGGCAACGACGCGAUAAUGGCCCGAGGCACUUUUGCGAAUAUUCGUUUGGUCAACAAGUUCAUGAGCAAGCCUGGACCGAAGACUAUUUAUCUGCCCACCAACGAAGAGAUGGACGUGUUCGAUUGCGCCCAGCGCUACAUCAAUCAGCAAACCCCACUGAUCAUUAUUGCUGGCAAAGAUUAUGGGUCGGGGUCCAGCAGGGACUGGGCGGCCAAAGGACCGUUUCUUCUG